AUGGAUCACCCCGACACCGCCGAGCCGUCCCCCUCGGCGGCACGCGCCCUCCAAGUCGCCACCAGGUCCCACACCCAAGGCCGCUUCACCGUCUCGACCCGCAAGCUGCCCAUCUCCAAAGCCGGCGCCAUCGACCGGCUCACCGAGCAGAUCGGCAUCCCCGUCCCCGAGAUGAUCUUUGGCGACAACCUCGUCUCCGUCGUCCACCGCCCCACCGGUUGGUCCAUCGAGUUCAACACGCCCGACGCCCUCGACGCUGUGGAUAAGACCGGCGAGAGGAUGCUCAAGGUCGCCUACGCGCGCGACUGGGAGAGCACGCGCGAGGCCCAGACCCAGAAGAUCAAGCAGGUCGUCCGGCCCUACGACUGGAGCUACUCGACCCGCUAUGCCGGGUCGGUGCGCCAGCCCUGCGCGGCCGCCACGUUCCGGCCCACCGGGGACAAGAUCCCCCUCGAGCUGCUCAAGCGUCGCGACCCCAUACUCUUCUUCGACGAGGUCGUCCUGUACGAGAGCGAGCUGGACGACAACGGCGUGUCCGUCUACAGCGCCAAGGUGCGCGUUCACGACAAGAGGAUGCUGCUGCUGUGUCGGCUGUUUAUGCGCCUGGACAAUGUCCUCGUGCGCAUCCGCGACACGAGGGUCUACGUCGACUUUGAGACGGACCGCGUCGUGAGGGAGUACACGGUCAAGGAGGCCGAGUUUGAGCAUGUCAAACAGAAAUUACACUAUUCGGGCCUCUUGCAAGAUGACAUCACCAUUGGGCUGCGCGACCCCAACCAGCUGGACCCCCUGCUGAGUGUAGUGGAACAGAGAGUCGAAGAGGUCUGCCUAGCUGCCUGA
Messenger RNA from Ustilaginoidea virens, 840 nucleotides. RefSeq lists its product as uncharacterized. Lineage: Eukaryota; Fungi; Ascomycota; Sordariomycetes; Hypocreales; Clavicipitaceae. The transcript has 2 exons. The coding region runs from base 1 to 840 and encodes 279 amino acids. Gene Ontology annotation, biological process: TOR signaling. Gene Ontology annotation, cellular component: cytosol. The record is from RefSeq and is a predicted model, not a curated record.